UAUGUUGUCAUGGAAAUGCAAUAAUUGAUGCAACAUUGUCCAGGUUUGGAAGACAUGUUGUCAUAGAAAUGCAAUAAUUGAUGCAACAUUGUCCAGGUUUGGAAGACAUGUUGUCAUAGAAAUGCAAUAAUUGAUGCAACAUUGUCCAGGUUUGGAAGACAUGUUGUCAUGAAAAUUCAAUAAUGGAUGCAACAUUGUCCAGCUCUUGCUCUCGUCUCAACGUCGCCAUAUCACAUUAACGGACACAUUUCGCACAAACAGUUAUACAUCAACUAUUAUCAACAUCAAUAGUUCAGCAUGUGGACUUAAAAACAGCUCUUGGUAAAUCUAUUAUUAGCAAAUAUGUGGCAACUUUAGGUUUUUCGGUAUGACGUGUGCGGUUAACCAAGAUUGGACACAAGUUGAAUGGCUACAGCAAACAAUGGCGACAAACAACAUCAUCAUCAGAAGGCGGAUACUACCAAACCGACUCCAGUUUCACUUGGAAUCAGCACACUAAAGCCAAAGUUUCAGCAGUAUGCUCUCCCGUCAAAAAGACAUGAGUCGUUUACGGAGGCGUCAAUACCGUGGCCGGAAAAUUCACCAGUCAAGGUCGAGGAUUUGGUGGCUGCCGGACUCGUUUAUACAGGUGUUGGAGACAGUGUGCGCUGCUACCACUGCGGCGGUGGUCUCCGGAACUGGGAGCCGGGAGACGACCCGAUGGAGCAGCACGCCAAGUGGUACCCAACCUGCCAGCAUGUUCUCAUUACCAAGGGAAAAAAAUACAUUCACAGUGUUGAGGCGGGCGAAAAUCCCGACAAAAUGUCAAGAAGACCAAAGGUUAAACAAACACCGGUCGAAGAUUUUGCUUCUCAACAACAACAAGAAGCUAUGCAAGCUGCCGCCGAGUUCGGAUAUUCCAAGGAGAACAUUAGCAUUGCGGCCUGUAUAUUUCGAAAACGACAUGGAGCUUCCUCCCAGUAUAGAGGUUCUGAUUUGGUUUCAAUUUUAAUGGAGAUGGAAGACGACCCUGACCUUGCUUUGAAUGCCAAUGUUUCUGAUUCAUCUUCAUCAAAUCCAGCGGAAGAACAUUGCGAACUUGAAGAUGACGACGACCUUCAAAAUCUGUUUGAAGAGAAUCAAAGACUCAAAGAUUCCCGGAACUGUAAAAUCUGUCUGGACAAUCGCGCGGACGUCAUCUUCCUUCCCUGUGGACACAUUGUCAGCUGUCCCCAGUGUUCGCCCGCCCUUGACCUUUGUCCAGUCUGCCGCAAGUCCAUCAUGGGCCUCGUCAAGGCACGUUUUGCCCUCACUGAAGACAGUGCAGAUGAUGAGUCGGAUGACGAGUAGUUGAGUUGACAUCGACUGAUUGUAAUUUAAGAUAUCAGCGAUGUCACUGUUUGUUAAAGGGGGUGUAUGUGUUGUUUGCUAUAUACAAGUGGUCCACCCAUUGCUUUCAGCAGUUCUAAACACUAAGCAAGAUCCCAAAAGGAUGACGUGUGUACACGGCAAGGACACUCAUGCGUAUUGGAUAGUUGGGAUUAAGCGUUUUUAAGAAAGGAUGGGGAAUAAUAAACUGAGCAUGAACGCUAUUCGGAUAUUUUUUAUUGUAAAAGAGAAAACAAGCGUAGAGAUUAUGUAGGUAUAGUAAAUGAAAUCAUACACAACUUUCAACUAUUAGUGACUUUUUAUUGACUGAUUUUAUCUACCUAAAUAGUCUUUCGUUACAAAGGUGCUACCAAAUAGCGCUUAUUUGCAUAUGUUUUAAUACUAUAUUAACGUGUUCUUUAAUUGAGUUCAUGGUCUUUAUGAUUCAAACAAAUUAAAUCAGUAUUAAUAUUGUAUAAUAGCAUUUAUUCUGGACAGUGUCUGUUAUUUCACUUGCGAACUAUAUUUACGUUUCCUAUGAUAAGCUAUAAUAAUUAUGUCGAACAGUCAUUGUUAUAAGGGUAUGUUUUGGAACUGAAAUAUUUUGUGUUCAAAACCUUGUAUUGUUCGAAUAAUAUCUCAAGACAGCAAGUUCAUUUGUAAAGGGGACAUAUUCAUGCACGAUCUAGACCCGUGUUGUUGAAAUGUUAUAACACCAUUAAAGUCUAUGUUAGUUUCUAUAUCAUUUAUUGCACGUAUGUAUAAUCGUAUUUAUUAGGAUAUAAAAUUGUAAAAUCAAAUAUUGCUUUGUCGAUUGUUUUCACAUACAUUGUAAUUCUUGUAGCGCAUUGAUAAUAAUUGUUUAUCUUGUUUACAUAUUAUAUAUUAAAUUUAAAAUUUUUGAUAAACAGAUUUUAUGAUUUAAUUUAUUUGCUUUAUUUUAUCUUUUAAAUUUCUUUACAAUCAUGAAGAUGUUUUUUGAAUGCCUCAAAGUUUUAACUUAUUUUCUUAUCUCUGAGCUGGAGUUUACCAUGCAGAUUGUGAUUAUACAUACAGUUAUAGUAUACAUACCAUGCUUUUACGUAACGUUAUGUUACGCUAUGUUAACACUGUGAUAUUUAUAAAUGGGUAUUUUAUAUGCUUUUUCAUGCUAUACGAUGAACUAUUGUUUGGUGGAAUUCUUAGGAACUAGUCGUCCGAUUAUUUGUAUUAAGAAUAUGUAAUAAUAAAAUUUGUUUCUAUUAAAAAUAUACAUAAAUUCUCACCACCGUUUAUGUUUAAUGAAAUAGUUAUUUAUUCGUAAUAUAACUUUGUUACACAUACGACAUACGUGUCAUGUUUCUAUGGAUAAUUGUUUGUAUGAUAAGGAGCUAGUGAGGUCUAAGUCAAAUACAUGUUUUGUUGUAAACGUUUAUGUUAUUGUUCAAUAUGCCAUCGUUAUUUAGAAUAAUGUUGUUUUUUUUAUAUACAUCACAUAUACAUUAAACGAACUUCAUUAAGUCAAUCUUGUCUUUCAAUUGUUUGAAUUUACUUAAAAGUGCAUGUUCUAUUAUUAUCUAGACCAAUCCUUGCCAAUGUGUAUGUUUCUUUGUUAUAGGAAGCUGUUACAAUGAUAUAAGGUCAAAAAAAUAAACGUGUGUUCUAAAGCUGCACUCUCACAGAUUUACCAUUUUUACAACUUUUUUAUUUUUUGUUUUGGAAAGAGCAAAUAUUUGCGUAAAUAUCUGCAACCAAAAUGAUGUAAGACUGCUGACAAAAAAUCAGAUCGUAGAUUUUCAUAUUUCCGUUCGAAAAUUAAUGUUUUAUGGCUUAAACCGUUACUAACGGUUUAAGAAAAAUGCAUAAAACAUCAAUUUUUGAACUUAAAGAUAAAAAUCUGCGAAUGAUUUUUUGUCAGCAAUCUUAUAAAACUGGUUGCCAUGGCUUUUCCGAAAAUUGGCUCAUUCCAACAAUUUUUUUAUAAAAAGUUGUCAAAACGUACAAUCCGUGCGAGUGCAGCUUUAAGACUACAUGUACAUGUUUUCAAUAUUUGAAAGCAGUAGAUACUUCAAGAUAUUUCUAGUAAACUGUUGAUGUGAUUAAUAACUAUUGAAGAAAUCGAACCCUUGCUUUUUAUAAUGCUCUAAAUCUAUUGGAAGAAAUCAAUUGAACGUUUUAAAUGGUGUCCCCCAGAGUUAAUUGGAUUUAUUUUUGCUUUGUUUUCAAUGCUUAUGCUACCUGCAUUAAAGAUCUUUGUGUAUACUUGAAUACAAAUGCAAUGUCAAUCUUAUGCUUGAUUAUUAGCAAAACUAUAUAACAUGUUGGUUCACAUAAACGGCACAGAUACGAAACAAUAAAAACAAAUUCGC
Messenger RNA from Mya arenaria, 3695 nucleotides. Its product is annotated as inhibitor of apoptosis protein-like. Bases 406 to 1329 code for a protein of 307 amino acids. The record is from RefSeq and is a predicted model, not a curated record. Gene Ontology annotation, molecular function: cysteine-type endopeptidase inhibitor activity involved in apoptotic process; ubiquitin protein ligase activity. Gene Ontology annotation, biological process: regulation of cell cycle; negative regulation of apoptotic process; positive regulation of protein ubiquitination. NCBI's taxonomy places the organism in Eukaryota, Metazoa, Mollusca, Bivalvia, Myida, Myidae. Gene Ontology annotation, cellular component: nucleus; cytoplasm. The transcript is spliced from 6 exons.